This is a messenger RNA of Scophthalmus maximus (turbot), 961 nucleotides long. RefSeq lists its product as uncharacterized. The transcript has 8 exons. Gene Ontology annotation, molecular function: oxidoreductase activity. The record is from RefSeq and is a predicted model, not a curated record. Bases 110 to 907 code for a protein of 265 amino acids. NCBI's taxonomy places the organism in Eukaryota, Metazoa, Chordata, Actinopteri, Pleuronectiformes, Scophthalmidae.
UGAAGCCCAGAAGUACAGACGGAGCACGUGGUCGGUCACGUGACGUCAUCACUAGUGGACGAAGCAUGUCCAACGGGCUCUAGCAGCGAGUCAUCACCUCGCCGCAGACAUGGCGUCAGACGACGCGUUUAAAGUGUCAUCCCUGAGGGGGAAGGUGGCCCUGAUAACGGGGGCCAGCUCGGGCAUCGGGGCAGGCACCAGCGUCCUGUUCGCCAAACUUGGAGCCCUGCUGGCUCUGAACGGCCGCGACUUGGAGAACCUCAACAAGGUCGCGAAACAGUGCGUCGACUGUGGAGCCGCCGAGCCUCUGCUCCUCCCUGGAGACCUGACCGACGAGGAGACGGUGAAGAAGACCGUGGAGCAGACCGUCGCUCACUUCGGCCGGCUGGACGUCCUGGUCAACAGCGCCGGCAUCCUGGCCAUGGGCGGCAUAGAGACGUUCGACCUAGCCCAGUACGACAUGGUCAUGAACAUCAACGUCAGAUCUGUGUACCACCUGACUCAACUUUGUGUGCCGCACUUGAUCGAGACCAAAGGCUCCAUCGUCAACGUGUCGAGCGUCAACGGACAGAGAUCAUUCCCCGGUGUGCUGGCCUACUGCAUGUCCAAGUCUGCCAUUGACCAGUUCACGCGCUGUAUAGCACUCGAGCUGGCGUCGAAGCAAGUCAGAGUGAACUCUGUGUGCCCAGGUGUGAUUGUAACAGAGGUCCACAAGAGAGCAGGACUGAAUGAGGAGCAGUAUGCGCAGUUUCUUGCGAAGUGUGAGCAGACCCACGCUCUCGGUCGACCGGGCGAGGUGGAGGAAGUGGCCCACAGCAUCGCCUUCCUGGCGUCCGACGCCGCCAGCUUCAUAACCGGAGUCAACCUACCGAUUGACGGCGGUCGCCAUGCCAUGUGCCCGAGAUGAGACUUGUGUUUUAACAAAUGUCUGCAAAUACAUACAGCGCUUGUAAAACUCCCA